Molecule: messenger RNA, 1815 nt
Organism: Neohortaea acidophila
Lineage: Eukaryota; Fungi; Ascomycota; Dothideomycetes; Mycosphaerellales; Teratosphaeriaceae
Exons: 1
Coding region: 1-1815 (604 amino acids)
Biological process (GO): regulation of transcription by RNA polymerase II
Molecular function (GO): DNA-binding transcription factor activity, RNA polymerase II-specific; RNA polymerase II cis-regulatory region sequence-specific DNA binding
Source: RefSeq, a predicted model, not a curated record
AUGGACUACACUGCACAAGCGACCCCUCCAAUGGGUCAAUCCCCAUUCUUCUACUACAACCCGGAACCGAGUCCCGAGAGCAGACAGCAGGGCCACUUCACCCAGCAACCUCAUGGUCUCCCCAUGGCCGUCAUCCCCUCGAGUCCCGACCACAUGAUGCACUACCCGCAACACAUGUACCAACGACCACACUCGACCGCCGGCACUCCGAUGUACCACCCGCACGCGCCCGCCUACAUCUCCCAGGCCAUGCUCACACCGGUGGCAUCGCCCCGUGCACAACAACCGAUGCACGGCCAACGCCAGCUCGUCUCGUUGAAGACCCAGACCGACUCGUACUUCCCCACAACCCCUGCUCUGUCGGCGUCGAGCUCCUUCAGCUCGGCAGAUAGCCCGCCCAGCUCUUCCGUGUACCUGCCAACCCCGGUCAAUGGUGUCUUCUUCCCGAAGCCCAUCCACAUGACUGGUUUCCAAGCUGUCAAGGCUGGCUGCGAAGACGAGGUCUUCACUGAGGUCUUGGCCGCCGGUGACUGGACUCGACCUGGCUCUCCCCCAAUGACCCCGGUCUUCAUCCAGUCCAGCGCUGCUGCAUCUGACGACGGCUCUUACGAACUUGCAACUGGAUCCUGCCCAUCGCUGUCUCCUUCCCCCUCUCCCGUGCCUCGAUCUGUGGCUUCGGAGCAGGACGUCUGCGAUCCCAGGAACCUCGUGGUCGGUGCCAUCACCGUCAACCCUGCAACCCUCCUUGCCAACGACAACGCCACCAAGGGCCACAGCCACCACGACAGCGUGCACAUUGCCACUCCGGAUGAGCUGCACUUUGGCGGCUUCCCCACUUUCGAGCCCUUCUUUGAGCUGGACGAGGAAGACGACUUCGGCGGGCUGGUUGCCCUCAGCGGCGGCGACAACGUGCACUUCAACAGCAGCAAGCGCCAGAAGCUCGGCGAACUCGAGCCCACCGGCUUGAUCGAAGACGAUGGCUUCUUCAGCGAGGAGAGCUUCAGCGACGAGGACGACAUGGCCAUCCACGGCUUCUCCUCCCCGUCUUGCUCCGAGUUCUCCGGCGUGGAGUACUUCGUAGAGGAGCCCAAGAACAAGCGCAAGGCCGGCAAGAAGGCGUCCGAGAGCUCCAGCAGCACGUCGAACCAGACCGCUGGCGAGCAGCCGUCGACGAACACCAUCUCCACGGCGCCCAGCACCUCCUCUUCCGACGGCACCGAGACCAAGCCCAGCACUCCCGCCGCCCAAUCCGGCAACAGCUCUCGCCGCGGCCGCAAGCAAUCCCUCACUGAAGAUCCAUCCAAGACGUUCGUCUGCACGCUCUGCAGCCGCCGCUUCCGCCGCCAGGAGCACCUCAAGCGCCACUACCGCUCGCUGCACACGCACGACAAGCCCUUUGAGUGCACCGACUGCGGCAAGCGGUUCUCCCGCUCCGACAAUCUCAGCCAGCACCAGCGCACCCACGGCACCGGCACCAUGAUCAUGGGCGUGUUGGGCUCGCCUACCGACGGCGGCGCCCCGCUCAUGCACCCCGGUGGUCCUAUGGAUGCCGUCAACGGCGGUGACGCCGGCAGCUUGAUCCGCCCUAAGAGCCAGCACCCCUACUCCUCGCCGCCGCUUCAGCAGUCCCCACCGCACCACUACCAUCAACAGCAACAGCGUGUCAGCCCCGACGCGGGCGAGCUCGGCGCGAUGCUGUUCGAUGUUACUGCCCAGGUGUCCGGAUCGUCGACGAGCGCGUCUAGCAGCGCCUCCUUCUCCGACGACUCUGCGGAUCGCAAGCCAUCGGCGAAGAAGCGGAAGAGGGAGGAGUAA